Molecule: messenger RNA, 606 nt
Organism: Penicillium antarcticum
Lineage: Eukaryota; Fungi; Ascomycota; Eurotiomycetes; Eurotiales; Aspergillaceae
Product: bifunctional phosphatidyl-N-methylethanolamine N-methyltransferase/phosphatidyl-N-dimethylethanolamine N-methyltransferase
Exons: 5
Coding region: 1-606 (201 amino acids)
Biological process (GO): phosphatidylcholine biosynthetic process
Molecular function (GO): S-adenosylmethionine-dependent methyltransferase activity
Source: RefSeq, a predicted model, not a curated record
AUGGCUUCUCUCACUGACUUCAUCAAUUUGUCCUCCAAGCCUUUGCUAUGGUCCGUCGCAUCCAUCUUCUUCAACCCGAUUUUCUGGAACGUUGUUGCCCGCACAGAGCACCGCAAUCACUUCUUGACUCGUAUCUUCGGAGGCGCUUAUAAUGGCUGCUAUGUCCUUGCUGUCACUAUUUUCUCACUCGGAAUUUACCGUGACCAUCUCUACCAGCUCGCCUUGCAGGAUCAGCCCUUCUACGCUCCUGUGUACCAGCCGGUCAUUGGCGGUAUUCUGUUCGCCAUUGGCUCCGUCCUGGUUCUCUCUAGUAUGUGGGCUCUUGGUGUGACUGGCACCUACCUUGGCGACUACUUCGGUAUCCUCAUGGACGCUCCUGUCACUGGUUUCCCCUUCAACGUGACCGGCUCCCCCAUGUACUGGGGUAGCACCCUCAACUUCCUCGGUGUUGCCCUCUAUCAUGGAAAAGUUGCUGGCAUUCUCUUGACUGCUCAGGUCUUUGUUGUCUAUUGGUUCGCUCUUGGUUGGGAGGACCCCUUCACUGCCGAGAUAUAUGCCAAGCGUGAGCGCGAGCGUGCCAAGAAGCAGGGCGGCAAGCGGCAAUAA